AUGUGGAGGUUUGUUAGGUAUGACUCAUAUACCAUAAAUGAGACAGAUGCUGGAGUGGAGCAGAGCGGAGCCCACGAGCGGAGUGGAGCGGAAGGAUCUGUCCAAUUGGGGGAGUCUCAUUAUGUGGGUUGCAGCUCAUCAUCCAACCGCUCUACCUCCUUCCCACCACAACUCGAUCCCCGAGUAUGCCUUGUCUCCUUCCUCCUUAGCUCCCCUGUGAAAUCCCGUAUACUAAAAAAGCCACCUUUGUCCGACACGCCCGCCGCCGAUCUCGACUCCAUAGCUCGCACCCUCACCGCCGACACUCUCCCUCUCUUCAUCUCCGCCGUCGCCGAAACUCGCUCCACCGAUAAAACCCCUCUCCGCCGCCACUCCCUCCGGCUCCUCUCACUCCUCGCUCAUUCCCUCCCUCCCUCCUUACUCUCCCCCCAUCUCCCCCGCAUCCUCUCCGCCGCUCUCCGCCGCCUCCGCGAUCCAGAUUCCUCGGUUCGAAUCGCUCUGAUCGACGCCGUUCGCUCCCUCGCCUCUGCAUCGCCGUCCUCCGUUCUAAUCCCCUCCAUUCUCCGCCCACUUGCCGACGCUCUUCUUCACUAUCAGGAUCUUAAUCCUCAAAUCCAAUCCGCAGCUGCUUACUCCCUCGCCGCAGCAUUGGAUGAAACCGCCCCGGCGAAUAAUGAUGUAACUGCGUAUAUCCAUCGUCUUCUUCCUCGCUUGGUGAAGCUGGUUAGAAGCCCUGCUUUCAGAGCGAAGCCCGCACUUCUGACGCUGCUCGGCAGCGCGGUCGCCGGCGGCGGAGCCUCCGCCGCGCUUCAAUCCCUCCUUCCCUGUCUCGUGGAGUUUCUCGCGAGCGAGCACUGGGCUGCCCGAAAAGCGGCGGUCGAAGCGCUCACUCGCCUCGCUGUUGCAGAAAAAGAUCGCCUUGCAGGGUUCAAGUCCUCUUACCUUGUUUCAUUUGAAGCCCGGCGUUAUGAUAAGGUGAAGAUUGUGAGGGAUUCGAUAAACCGGAUGAUGGAGGUGUGGAAGGAAAUCCCUGACGGGGAUCCGAAUCCAUCUGAAUUGCAGUUAAAUUCUCUCAAAGAGAAUGCAAAUGAUGUUAGAAUUCCCACAAGCAGGGAACGAUGCAGCAGAUCACCUCCUCCUACUGCAACUCCAAUUCCUUCUUCUGCAAAGAAUGCUGUUCGUUUAAGCAGUGACCUGAAGCUAAAUUCGGCUCUGUUAAGGAGGAUGAAUCAAGCGAAGAAGAAUUCAGAUUGGAGGAUUGAGAUCUCUGUUCUACCUGAUGAAGGAAUCAAGGAGAUCAAUGGCGGGAAGCUUGGGGAGCAAGGAAGAGCUGAUGGAGAUGGCAAUGGAAGAUCUAAGCUGGAAACCAGAAGAGUGCUUUUUGAGAGGAACUGUGAGGAGAAGAAGAUGGAUGGGAUGAAGUCUGGGAUUAGAGUGAUGCCAUUGCAGGAGAAUGGGAGCUCGGAAAUGAGUUGUGAAACUGGUGAUGAGCUGAUGGCAGAACAGAAGGAGAGUGAUUUGUUUUUGAUUCGGAUGCAGCUAGUUCAGAUCGAGAAGCAGCAGUCCAGCCUACUAGAUCUUCUCCAGGACUUCAUUGGCCGCUCACAAAAGGGCAUAAACUCGCUCGAAGCAAGGAUCAACCACCUCGAAGCGACACUCAACGAAAUCUCUCAUGACUUCGCCGUGUCAUCGGCGGCGUCGAAUGGCUGCCGUGCAUCAAAAACAUGUUGCACGUUGCUGGGUGCAGAAUUCCUCAGUUCAAAAUUCUGGAGGAGGAGGGACUGCAGAUAUGAUCCCAGAUUUCUUGCUGAUAUAAAUGAUUUGGAUGACAGACAAAAAAUGAAAUUUACAAACCCCAUUGCAGAAAUCAAUCCUUGUUCAAGAGGAAAUUUACGGUUUGGUCCAAAAGGAUUGCAGGAAAUUGUAAAUGGUGAUGGUGGAAGCAAGCAUGAGGAAGGGGGGCUAGGUCUAAGUCUGUAUAUAUGUGAGAGGCUGCAAGUCUCAAGAGAAAGAACGUGGACUUCUACAAAGAGUUAUAAAGAGAAUAUUUCAGCAGGUCUUGGCUUAUUAAUCUGUACGUAGGAAGUAUUAUCAUUUGUUUGCAUAUUUAUAGUGGUAUUUGGAUCUUAUCUUGAAAAUGAUCCCUUCUUGUAAAAUAUAUUUCAUUAAUGUUUGAUUUUAGGGGCAGUUAAUUACUU
Phalaenopsis equestris is the source of this 2198-nucleotide messenger RNA. RefSeq names its product TORTIFOLIA1-like protein 3. Gene Ontology annotation, molecular function: microtubule binding. Gene Ontology annotation, cellular component: microtubule. The record is from RefSeq and is a predicted model, not a curated record. Lineage: Eukaryota; Viridiplantae; Streptophyta; Magnoliopsida; Asparagales; Orchidaceae.